AUGGAUCGGUCUUUAGGACCCCAUUUUAAAAUCCCAGCUAGUUUUGUUUCUGUUAUUGUCUUAAUAUCAGCACCCAUUUUUCUCACUUUUCUUGACAGGGUGCUCUUGCCAUGUUGGCAUAAGAUUACCGGCAAAUCACUUAUGCCGCUCCAGCGAAUAGGAGCAGGACAUGUGUUGACUGUUCUUGGCAUGGUUGUCUCUGCUCUUGUUGAAUCAAAGAGACUCAAAUUAGCACAUGUGCAUAAUGUUUCCAUGUCCGUGUUAUGGUUUUUUCCACAAUUAGUGUUGGUUGGUAUUGGAGAAGCUUUUCAUUUUCCUGGACAAGUUACAUUCUAUUAUCAACAAUUUCCACAAUCACUUAAGAGCACAUCAACUGCAAUGAUUUCAAUGCUUAUAGGAAUUGCUUUUUACUUGAGCACUGCUUUAAUUGACCAAGUUCGUAGGAGUACUGAUUGGUUACCUGAUGAAAUAAAUCAUGGCAAGGUUGAUAAUGUGUAUUGGAUGUUAGUCGUGUUUGGAGCUAUCAACUUUGUGUAUUAUUUACUGUGCUCUAUUUCUUACAAAUAUGAAGAUAUUUAAGAAGAUUUGAAAUGAUGAUAAAUGAUAUUGUUAUGGUUGGAAUAAGUGAUAAUGAUGAUACGUUCUUCUCUCCUACAUUCUAUGAAAAAGACUGUCAAGAUAUGUAGCAAUUCUUAGUGACUUGCACAACAAGUUACUGAUCUAACAAACAUUGAUGAGGCUAGUUAGCGUGUUGUAAUUAGUUACAGUUAGUAAACCAAUGUAGAAAGUUAGUUAGAGUACUGUUACACAUCUAUGUAGCUAUAAAUACAUGUAUGAUGUCACAUUGUCACUUAGAUGAG
Molecule: messenger RNA, 860 nt
Organism: Medicago truncatula (barrel medic)
Lineage: Eukaryota; Viridiplantae; Streptophyta; Magnoliopsida; Fabales; Fabaceae
Product: protein NRT1/ PTR FAMILY 2.6-like
Biological process (GO): transmembrane transport
Cellular component (GO): membrane
Molecular function (GO): transmembrane transporter activity
Source: RefSeq, a predicted model, not a curated record